AUGAAUUUUAACUCUUUCUUCCUGUUGUUGAGCAGAGCAAAGCAACUUAUUGAACAGAAGAGACUUGAGAAAGAGGAAUCAGAAAAUCAGGUGAGUCCAAUUUUCUAAUCUAAAUACAGUUGUAGUAUUCUUUUUGUGGUUGUUAAAACUCAUGGUGUAGCUCUGCACUUUGUAAAUUAUGGAUGAAUUAUCUACUUGUAAAUUAAUCUUUUUAGUAGAUAUUUCUGUGAAAUACACAAUAUAGUCACUAACAUGUACUUGUUUGAACACUUUCUCAAAAUGAACGAUGUCAUCAAUCAAUCUCCAAAUAUUUUUCUCUCUAAGGCACAAACUUAUCAUUAUUAUUAUUAUUAUUAUUAUAUGAAGUAUAAUUGUUCAUAUUAAAAUAAUUAUUAGUAUUAUUGUUUUUAUAAGUUUGUUCUUAUCAUUAUCAAUCCUAUUCAAGUUCUCUUAAGGUUAUGUUUUUAUUUUGUCCAGAACUUCAUGACUUUUUUAAGCAGUUUUUUCCCUUGAAGCAAAGCUUUUUUGUUAAUAAGCCAACAUCAAGCUUAUCUCAUUUUCUGGAGCAUGACAUCACUAAGAGUUACGAAAUUCCCUUAAAAGCAAGGUAGUCCAUUCCAAGAUUCUUUCAUGUUUCCCAGACAGUACCCCUUUUAAAUGUUUAUAAACCUUGGUAGAGAGAGAUACUGUGAGAAUAUAUUGUCUUGUUCUUAAGAACACCACAAAAUGACCUUCUGAUCCUUUCAAUCUGAAGUCCAGUAUCUUACUUCUAGCCAAUAGGCAAUUAUGUUUCAGUUUUUAAUGAGUUCAUAAUAGUGAAAUAAAUGUUAUAAACCACUCACUGCUUUAGCACUAUGAUUUGGCAAAAUACAAAUUUGUUAUCUUCACUAGUGAAGAGAUGAUAAAGAGAAUUCUUUGCAUUCUAGGAAACCAAGAAGAAAGAAUUUGAUAGACGUCAUCAGGGACAAGAACUUGGUAAAGCAAAAAGGGACCGAGAAGAGAGACAGGCACAAAGUAUUGUGAAUCAAAUCAAAGAAGACAGAGCCAAAGAGCGGGCCCACAGGGAAGCUGUGCGGCAGCAGAUUGCUAGAGAUAAAGCAGAAAGGGAAGCUAGGCGACAGAAUGAGGUGCAGGAGAGACAGCGUGCUCAAGCUGCCUCACCCUCACCUUCAACUACCAUGACUGGAGGCAGUGAGGGGUUGGGAAAGACUGAGUGGUAAGUAAAGUAGAAAUACACUGAAACAUAUCAUUUGUACAGGCUUAGAGUUCUUGAAUAUCCUUCUCUUACAUUGUAAAAGUAAUUAAAGUACAUGUGAUUUAUAACAUCAGCCAUGAUUACUUUAGUUAUACAUUGUUGUAUUGUAUUUUUAUUAACUGCUCUGUACAUGCAACAGAGACUUUUUGUUUUUACUUAGCAAUUCUACCCGGCUCCAGUUUCGUCUUCCAGAUGGCAGUUUGUUAACAAACUCUUUCUCACCUGAUACUCCUUUGGAGACCAUCAAACAGUAUAUCAUCUCUGUGAGUAGUUAAUUUUUACAAGAACACAUAUGUGUAUAUAAUUAUAAAAAUGAGCAAAAUUUAAGGAGCUUUCAGAGAAUUCUAUCAAGAUAAGUAGAGGAGAAUUCAGUGUUAAAUGUAUUGGAACUAUAAUUGUUAGAUUCUUAUUUUAGGGGCCAGAAAUAGUUUUCUUAAUCUUCCUCCUAAACAGACUAGAUAUCUCAAUUCUUAGGUCUGCAUUAGACUCUUAAUAUCUGCAACCUUGCCUGUGUGUGUCCAAUCAAAGAUUAUCUUCAAGACCAUUUGAUUUUUGUCAAUUGUCCUCACAGCCAUCAACCCCUCCAAAACAUAAGUGAGAUCUUUUGACCAAAUUGGUAAUAAAUUUACUGAAAAUAAGUUUUAUUAAUUAUGUGAAUCUUUUCAAUUGUUCUCAGCAACUAGGACCCAGUUCCAGCUCAAUAACAAUGUUCACCACCUACCCUAGGCGGGAGCUGACUGAAGAAGACCUGUUAAAGAGUUUGGCUGAGUUAGGUCUGGCACCAAGUUCCACUUUAAUUGUAGCUGUGGUAAGUUUAAGAUCAAUAUUAGGUUGUUUUUAAAACAUUCAUCCAUUGGAAAGAGUGAAUAUUUGUCUCAUGUGAACCUGGCAUAUGGCCUGGCUUACCAAUGAGUUUUGUUUAAUUUGUGUAACUCAGAGUUAGGUAAUGGAAGUUAAAACUUUAGGAAAUCAAAGGAAGGUUGUGUUUUAGGAAAGCUUGGGUACCACAUGCAACCAACUUUAGCUUUUUCUUCAAUCCCAAUAAAUGUUUAAUCUUUUGUUGUGUUUGUUUUUAUUUUUCAUUGGUUAAUUAUAAUUGUAUUUGUGAAAAAUGUUUCCUUAAAUUCUUUGAGUGAAUUUCCACAUUCUCCCAUCAUUCAGAAAUUUCCCAAAACUUGAAAAGAUAAAUAAGCAAUACUAAACUUUCAUUUUACAGAGAGGAAGUAAUUCCCUCACUCCAUCUGGGACUUCAUCAUUCCCUGAACUGUUGUUAUGGAUUCUUUCACCUCUGUUCACACUGAUUAACUUCUUGAAAGCUUUCCUAUUUGGUAGUCCUGAUCAGUCUAGAGGGACACAGAAUCCUCCUUCACAGAGAACAAACAGCAGCACACAGUCACAACCAUCAAAGUGAGUCUUUUUUUGGUGGUUUGCCUUUUGUAAACUGCUGCAUAGUUUGUUGUUGAACUUUAUCACACUAGUUUGGUUGUUUGCUUGUUGGUGUUAAGAAUGAAAUUCUUUUCUCAAGAGCCAAAAAAGAAAAAGCAAAAAGAAUUCCCAGAUAUUAAGUUUGAAGAAUCUUAUUUACAGUCAAUUUUAUUGUCCAUUGUGUUUUUUGGCUUGUUGUUAGACAGAUAAAAGUUUUGUAGAAUUAAUCAACUUGUGAAUGCUUGAAAGUACACAUAUUUUUCCACUGGUGACUGUACUAAAUAUUCAAUUAUCACAAUUUGCAAAUUUCACAAAAACUAAGAUGGUCUCUUGUUUUAGAUUGUCAUUUCAGCAAGUAGAAUAUUGCUUUCUUGUGAAUUUGGGCUCAUAAGCUUUUCUAUCUUAUGAGAAAAACACAGCAAAAACAAAAGGUAAUGAAAGAAAUGCUCUUCUAGUCAAAUUCAGUCAUGAACAAUAUCUAAACUCCUUCCUUCCUAAGGUUACAUGCCAACCUUCUUGCUGUUUUUUUUUUGUUUUCUUCAUGGCAGUUCUGGUGUACGUCAUAGAGUCCCAGGUGGUGUUUCAUCUGUAAAGAAAGAAGGCGGAAUUCAUCGGCUUCACAACAGAGAUGAUGAAGAUGACGACAAUAACACAUGGAAUGGAAACUCUACUCAACAGAUGUAACUGAAUGAUCCAAGAUUGUUUAAAAUAUAUGGAGAGUUUAAAAUUUGGUCUCUAAUUUGGAAUAAUUCUUUUAAAAUAGAUUAGAGUGGAGAUGAGCUUGGCUGUUAGAGGGAUGAGAGUCUGUGACAAAUAAUUCAUUGAUACAGAAACAAUGUUCCUUUAGAAAGGAAUCAAACAUUUGUGUUAGCUCAUUUUUGUAUACAGUUCUAUGUUGUGACUAGCCUGUAUUGUCCAUUAUUCACAGAUUGUCAAAACAAUUGAAAAAGAAAACAGUUUAAAAGUUUUCUUCAGUGUGUUCGAUGGUUAAUGGCAACAACAAUUUUCAAUGUCUUGCCCAAAGUUGUAACUAACUUCCAGUUGUCAUGACAGUUACAGUUAAAAUGUCAAAGGAUAUCACUCCCCAGUCCCUCAAGAAUGCAGAGAGAAACAUGGGACCAAGACUAAAAUAAAACAUACUAUUUAAAUGAUAUUGGAGUGAGUGGUAUUGAAUAAAAGAAAAGGAUGUUUUUAAAUAAUCUACGUAAAUGAUGUUCGUUUUUUUGAAAGCUUACAUGUAUCUGUCAGGGACCUCUGUUAGACCUGAUGAUGUAGUGGUUUUUCUGUUUUUUUUU
Pocillopora meandrina is the source of this 3975-nucleotide messenger RNA. NCBI's taxonomy places the organism in Eukaryota, Metazoa, Cnidaria, Anthozoa, Scleractinia, Pocilloporidae. The record is from the annotation of a GenBank genome assembly.